AUUAGUCUUGUUGGUGAAGACUGUUGACAAAAACAAACAAAUGGAUUCGCCGUCAGUGAAACGAAGCACUCGCCAAAAGAAAUUAAGUUUAAAAGCUCAGGAGUCCGAAUACUUAACAAGAUUAAGUCGUUCCGGUUAUGUAGCAAACAUAGAGAGUGAUGAAGAUCCCAAUUUCAUCUUCAGCGAUGACAACGAUGUGGAAAUGUGUGAGGUUGAAAAGCCGAAGCUCCUUCACGACGAUGAACAUGUACACGGUGAGGACAUCUUUAAAUUUCAAACGAGAAAACAGAGGUUCAGCCUGGCAAAUAAAGUGGCAGAGGCGAAGACUCCUCAAGUUGAUAGGAUGAAAAUGAGGAAGCUUAUGGCUGAGAAAAUACGGGAGGAAGAGUCCGGGAGUGAAUAUGAGUGCUCAUCUAGUGAUGAUUCUGAAUCAGAAGGAGAAGACAGUUCAAAUUCUGGCAGUGAAUCAGAGGAGGACGAGGAAGAGACUGUUAAACCAAGGGCCAAGAUACAAGUUACCAAUAUUAAGCCAGAAGUCCACACUAGGAAAGGCAAAGCAACGACCAAUAACUACACCAUCCAAACUGAUGAUUACUUUGCAAACACUGGCAAAAGUAAAACAUCCAACAACACACUAGACAAAUUAGAGACUCCAAGACUUCCUCAAUAUGAGCUGCAAAAAAUCCUUGCCAAUAUGAAAUUAUCAAAAGACCAUCAAAAGGCUAUUAAUAAUUUAACAACCAAAAAUAAUUCCCAGUUUGAAAAAUGGUUAUAUAUACUUAAUGAAAACUACAGUAUUUUAUUAUUUGGGUUAGGGUCAAAAAUUAAUAUUUUAAAAACAUUCCACUCAAAGUACCUGAAAGAUUUGCCUGUAAUUGUUGUAAAUGGAUUUUUUCCUACAUUGUCAAUAAAAAAUGUGCUAGAUGCAAUAAUUGAUGACAUGUUAGAAUUAAAGGAAAAUCCAGGAAAUGUGUAUGAAGCCUGUGAUCUGAUAAAAGAAGAGUUUGAAAAAAUGCCAGAAACUCAUUUGUACAUAAUAGUUCACAACAUUGAAGGUGAUAUGAUUUGCAAUGGCAAAUCACAAAAUGUUUUAGCACGAUUAGCGGCAGUCCGCAACAUUCACCUGAUAGCUUCAAUAGAUCAUAUUAAUGCACCUUUAAUUUGGGACCACUCAAAACUCAGUAAAUUUAACUACAUCUGGUGGGAUGUUACAUCAUUUUUACCUUACUUGGAGGAGACUUCAUUUGAAAGAUCAAUGAUGGUCCAAAAGACUGGCUCUUUGGCUCUGUCAUCAUUGAGGAAUGUGUUCAUGUCUCUCACAACAAAUUCAAAGAGUAUAUACUUAAUAAUAGCCAAACAUCAACUCGCCAACGUCAAAAACCAGAUGUAUCAAGGAAUUGCUUUCAAAGAUUUGUACAUGUCUUGCAGGGAAUCAUUUAUUGUAAGUUCAGAUCUGGCUUUAAGAGCUCAACUUACUGAAUUCGUCGAUCACAAAAUGGUAAAAUUAAAACGCUCUUAUGAUGGUUCUGAAUAUUUAAUGGUUCCACUAGCUAAUGCUUUAUUACAGAAGUUUGUAGAUGAACAGCAAUAAAUUUAAUAAAAUAUUGUAUUUAUGUAAA
Messenger RNA from Aethina tumida (small hive beetle), 1619 nucleotides. RefSeq names its product origin recognition complex subunit 2 (gene Orc2). The record is from RefSeq and is a predicted model, not a curated record. Gene Ontology annotation, biological process: DNA replication. The coding region runs from base 41 to 1591 and encodes 516 amino acids. The transcript is spliced from 2 exons. NCBI's taxonomy places the organism in Eukaryota, Metazoa, Arthropoda, Insecta, Coleoptera, Nitidulidae. Gene Ontology annotation, molecular function: DNA replication origin binding. Gene Ontology annotation, cellular component: nuclear origin of replication recognition complex; nucleus.